AUGGGCUUCAUCGUGUUGCCAGCAAGCAUACCAGAUAUCCGUCUAGUUUACGAUGUCUAUUUUGCCGCCUUCGACGGCGAGCUCGUGACCCAGAUACUGUUUCCAUGGGAUAUUCACAAUGAAGACUUUCGAAAAGGUCACGCAGCACAUACUCUGGAUUAUUGGCAGAAGGACAAACUUCAGUAUACCUAUAAAUGUGUCGACACAGAGACUGAUAAGAUCGUCGGCAUGAGCCUCUGGGAUUACCAUUGGAAAGAACGAUCUGAUGAGGAGCGAAAAUUGCCCGCUGUCGACUGGUUGCAAGGCGAACAAAAAGAUCGUGCUGAAGAGUUUAUUCGCGCCUUCUGGCAGAGGAAGGAAGAACUCAUUGGCGGCAAGAGACACGUUUAUUGUCACGUCGUCGCUGUUCAUCCUCAAUAUCAACGACGAGGAAUCGGCGCUCUUCUGACCCAGCCUGGAAUCGACGUCGCACAGCAGCUUGAAGUCCCGCUGUAUCUUGAGGCCACCGAUAAUGCAACCAAGCUUUACAGCAAACUCGGCUUCGAGAAGUUGAACCCUGGUGUAGUUCUCAGUCCCCAAGUAGCCGCCACUGACCAGUCUAUCGAGGCUCCCAUCAUGGUGAAGAUGCCUACCGGAGUCCACAGCUUCGAACAAUGGCUACAGAACUAG
Lithohypha guttulata is the source of this 669-nucleotide messenger RNA. RefSeq lists its product as uncharacterized. NCBI's taxonomy places the organism in Eukaryota, Fungi, Ascomycota, Eurotiomycetes, Chaetothyriales, Trichomeriaceae. Gene Ontology annotation, molecular function: acyltransferase activity, transferring groups other than amino-acyl groups. The coding region runs from base 1 to 669 and encodes 222 amino acids. The transcript has 2 exons. The record is from RefSeq and is a predicted model, not a curated record.